Messenger RNA from Lactuca virosa, 1502 nucleotides. Lineage: Eukaryota; Viridiplantae; Streptophyta; Magnoliopsida; Asterales; Asteraceae. The record is from the annotation of a GenBank genome assembly.
AUGAGCCAAGGGGGUACACUGACGCAAGUGAUUCACCCACACGUUGCUAAGCACCGAGACAACAGGCAGAGCAACAAACGUCUUCAGAUCUCUUCUCUCUUUUUGUGUUGGAUUUCAUCACAAACAAGAGAAAGAAAAAUGGCCGAUGAACCUUCAAUCACUCGUUGGUCCUUCCAGGAUUUUAAGAUGUUUUAUGAUAUUAAGUUUGGGAGGAAAAAGGAAUCAACGCCAAAAGAUGCUGCUGCAAAUGGUCAACCUUCAAGUAAUGGAAACUCAUCAAAUGGAAAUGGACAUCCAAAGAGCACAGCUGAAUUGUCAAUCUAUGAACAGUAUAGACAGGAAAGAGAGAAUUCAACAGCCAAUGGAGCUACAUUACUGGAUGCUGAGAAACCGAAAAAAUCUCUGCUUCCUGCUUUUGAAUCAGCAGAAAUGCGAACUUUGGCAGAGAGUUUAAGUAGGGAUAUUAUUCGAGGUAGUCCAAACGUGAAGUGGGAUAGCAUAAAGGGGUUAGACAAUGCAAAACGCCUGCUUAAAGAAGCAGUUGUUAUGCCAAUAAAAUAUCCCAAGUACUUCACUGGUCUUUUGUCUCCAUGGAAAGGCAUUCUCUUGUUUGGCCCUCCAGGAACAGGAAAGACAAUGCUUGCAAAGGCUGUUGCAACCGAAUGCAAUACUACAUUUUUCAACAUUUCAGCAUCAUCAAUUGUCAGCAAAUGGCGUGGGGACUCUGAGAAGUUAGUGAAAGUGUUAUUUGAACUUGCAAGACAUCAUGCUCCAUCAACUAUUUUCCUUGAUGAAAUUGAUGCGAUUAUUAGUCAACGUGGUGAAUCAAGAAGUGAGCAUGAAUCAAGUAGACGCCUCAAAACCGAGUUACUUAUUCAGAUGGAUGGUUUAACAAAAACAGAUGAGCUUGUGUUUGUAUUAGCAGCUACAAAUCUCCCUUGGGAACUUGAUGCAGCCAUGCUUAGGCGUCUUGAGAAAAGAAUCCUUGUACCUCUUCCUGAGGCUGAAGCAAGGAAAGCAAUGUUUGAGGAAUUAUUGCCUUCUGUAGCUGAAGAAGAGACAUUGCCAUAUGAUUUAUUGGUGGAAAAAACAGAAGGCUAUUCGGGCUCUGAUAUUCGGUUGCUAUGUAAAGAAGCUGCCAUGCAACCUUUGAGACGUGUAAUGGCUAUUCUUGAACAACAUGAUAUUUUGCCUGAUGAUGAGUUGCCGAAGGUGGGGCCCAUUAAACACGAAGAUGUUGAAAAUGCGUUGAAGAACACACGGCCUUCUGCUCAUUUACAUGCUCCUCGUUAUGAUCGAUUCAACUCUGAUUAUGGGAGUCAGAUACUCCAGUGACAGGUCACAGAUGUAUCAUUCUUUUGCUUCAAUUCUUGCAAGUGUGUGUGUGUGUGUGUGUGUUAAUUGUUGAACCCUUUUUUUUUGCACAAUUGAUUGUUUUUUAUUCCUAGAAUAUUCUUGUGUUGGGACACUAGUGGUAUAAUGAAGAUUUGUUUCUUUUUUAG